Molecule: messenger RNA, 2305 nt
Organism: Hyla sarda
Lineage: Eukaryota; Metazoa; Chordata; Amphibia; Anura; Hylidae
Gene: KCNK3
Product: potassium two pore domain channel subfamily K member 3
Exons: 2
Coding region: 483-1625 (380 amino acids)
Biological process (GO): stabilization of membrane potential; potassium ion transmembrane transport
Cellular component (GO): membrane
Molecular function (GO): open rectifier potassium channel activity; potassium ion leak channel activity
Source: RefSeq, a predicted model, not a curated record
UCCUCCAUUAACCCCUUCUUCUCACUCCUUAAAGGGACACCCCGAGCCAAGAUCGCCUCCUCCUUGGUGCUGCCUGGGCAUAUCAGGAGGCUUCCUUCUGUACAGGUGGAGGUGGUCUGAUCUGCAGGACUGUUCUUGGAGAAGCUUCUGGGGUCUCUUCUGUGGACCCCCUCCUCCUCCAUCCUCGCUAUCCUUGCAGGGACAUCUUGUCGUGGACCCCGGGAUGCAGUGUGUGGAGUCACUUGGUGGCCCUGGCUGAGGGUGGUCGUCACCCUGGUGCCUGCCCUCCCCCUUUUAGAGAGCAGAGAACCUUAUAUGGCCGGGGCUGGCGGUGCCGGAGCCUCCUGAGGGUGGUGCUGAAAGGACAGCUCCCAGGAGCCGCUGCCAGGAGCCGCAGAGCCGCCAGGAGCCUGAUGGAGUUGGGGUGCAGCCAUGACCUGGGGGUCCACUCAGCCACAGGAAGGAGCCCCUGAGACCCCCUGAUGAAGAUGAAGCGGCAGAACGUGCGGACCCUGGCCCUGAUCAUCUGCACCUUCACCUACCUCCUGGUGGGCGCCGCAGUCUUCGAUGUCCUGGAGUCGGAUGAGGAGACCACCGAGAAGAAGAGGCUGGAGGACAAGAGGGGCGAACUCCGGACCAAGUACAACCUGACUGAGGACAACUACAAGGAGCUGGAGUGGGUGGUCCUCAAACUCAAGCCCCAUAAGGCCGGGGUGCAGUGGACAUUCGCCGGGUCCUUCUACUUCGCCAUCACUGUGAUCACCACCAUAGGUUAUGGACAUGCUGCUCCCAGCACCGAUGGAGGCAAAGUCUUCUGCAUGUUCUACGCCCUUCUAGGAAUCCCCCUGACCCUGGUCAUGUUCCAGAGCCUGGGUGAGAGGAUCAACACCUUUGUCAGAUAUUUACUCUACCGUAUCAAGAAGUGCCUUAGAAUGAGACGACCGGACGUGUCCAUGGCCAACAUGGUCAUCAUCGGCUUCUUCUCCUGCAUCAGCACCCUGUGCAUCGGAGCGGCGGCGUUCUCCUACUACGAGCAGUGGAGCUUUUUCCAUGCCUACUACUACUGCUUCAUAACCCUCACCACCAUCGGAUUCGGGGACUACGUGGCCCUCCAGAAAGACGCCGCUCUCCAAAACAAGCCCCAGUACGUUGCCUUUAGCUUUGUGUACAUCUUAAUCGGACUGACCGUCAUAGGAGCCUUCCUCAACUUGGUGGUCCUCCGGUUCAUGACCAUGAACGCGGAGGACGAGAAACGGGACGCGGAACAUCGGGCUUUACUCAACAGAAACGGGCCCUCCAGCAUACACACCACGGACUCCAGCUCUUCGACAGGGGGCUUUCGAAACGUGUAUGCUGAAGUCCUUCACUUCCAGUCCAUGUGCUCGUGCCUGUGGUACAAAAGUAGGGAAAAACUACAGUAUUCCAUCCCCAUGAUCAUCCCCCGGGACCUGUCCACCUCAGACACUUGCAUGGAACAGAACCACCCCUCCCCUGGUAGAUGGGUGGGCACGCCAUCCAAUGGAUGUAUCUGUAACAACCAACACUCGGCCAUCAGUUCCGUAUCCACGGGACUGCACAGUCUCUCGGCGUUUCGAGGACUCAUGAAGCGGAGAAGUUCUGUGUAGUCCAGACAGGUCUACAAUAUAGACUUUUUUCUAAUUACAGAUUGCCUACUGAGUGUUCCCUUGUGUACAGUGCUCUUUAUUUGUCAUAAAUUCGGGCCCAUCAUGUAGGUAAUUUGGGCUAAGCUGGUUAUGGUAACAUUGGAGGGUCAUGUAUCAAAGAGUGAGAAAAAAAUAACUAAAAAAUAAAAAAAAAGCCUAGACCUAGAAGCAUCCAAGUGAUGGUGCCACAGAUGUCCUUAUAUUUCUACAUAGAUAUCAUCUCACUGAGCCAAUUCUAUGUGCCAAAACAGGAAAAAAAAUGGCGUCAUAUACACCAAACUAGACCAAUUUUACUAUUUCCGACUUUUAUAUUUGUCUGAAUUGGCCAACAAACUCUUUUUGUUUUGUUUUUUAUAAACAAAAUGAGCAAAACUUCUUCAUAAAUGGCCUGAAAAAUGUCAAGAUGACUCAUUUGAUACAUGACCCUCUUCAUGCCAACGAGUAGGAGAAAGCUCAGCCACAGAGUGGUUACAACCUGUACGGUGAGCGUUGGUGGUGGGUGUGCCCAUUUAUGUUAAUAUACCAUCUGUCAUAUGUUAUACAUCAUACUAUUUAGAGAGUUGGAUGUUCACCAUGAAUUAAAGGGGACCUUUCAUAAAAAAAAUAAAAAAAAAACUUUUGAUAGAUUAUAGAUUAAUGUA